Molecule: messenger RNA, 2562 nt
Organism: Lodderomyces orthopsilosis Co 90-125
Lineage: Eukaryota; Fungi; Ascomycota; Pichiomycetes; Serinales; Debaryomycetaceae
Exons: 1
Coding region: 1-2562 (853 amino acids)
Cellular component (GO): mitochondrial inner membrane
Source: RefSeq, a predicted model, not a curated record
AUGUCCACAUUAGCAAGACUUCGGCCAUUGUGGACCUUGAAUAUCAGACGUGUGCCACUGGUGUGGCAGGCCUGUAGACACUAUGCUACUGACAUAGAAGAUUUGAAAAAGCAAUCAGAUUCCACAGAAGUCGACAAUUCCGUUUCAGCAACUGGUGUCAUUGAUAAAAGGGGUAAUGAAGUAUUGCUAUAUUAUUCGUUCGCCACGUCUCGGAACUUUAUCAAGUCGUAUUUAUCACGACUUGCAUUGUUUGCCCCAAGAUAUUCGGAUGAUCAAGUGAAGAAAAAGGUUGAGCAGUUGUCAUCUCCCUUGCCUCAAGGAUCAACAUUGACUGAAGUUGUGGCAUUGGCCAGAGACUCAGGUGCAUUUGUCAAGUACCAAUUCCCUCAAGAUGAAACAGCAAGACAAUUUAUUGAUCAAAUUAGAAACAACGUUGCCAAGAAUGAGAAACAGCAAGAAAAUGCAAUUACUCGAGUAUUUGACUAUUUGACUGAUAGAGCUCCCAAAGUAUACAGUGUUAAAGGUGUUCCAUGGAUAGAAGAUUUAAAAAGAUUUCCUAGUCCUAAAUUAGCAAUCAAGUUUGAAGGUGAUCCAUUGACAGAGGAAGAGUUAUAUGUGUUGUUUAGAAGGUAUGGUUUGAUUGAUGAUAUUAAAGCUGAUCCAGCUGACUCAUCAGUUUUAUUCCACAAUAUUCGAGCAGCAACUUGUGCCAAACAUUGUAUUACUGGAAUGCUGUUGAACAAUGGUAAAACAACGAUUCAUAUUCAGUUCUCUCCAAUAAAGAGGAAGAAUUACUUGAUGGAUUUCAUCUCCAACCAUACCAAGAUUUCUAUCCCAAUUCUUUUGGCUCUCCUCGCAGGACUCGCGGUUAUGGUGUUUGAUCCAAUAAGAGAAUGGUUUAUUGAGUACAAGAUUACUCAUAGCAGACACUCGUUUGAUCAUUUUAAGCAAAACAAGAUUUUCCAAUUACUUUAUAUCCCAUACAAGACUCUUGUCAAUUUGGUGUCCAACAGUUAUGAUUACAUUGACACACAGCUUCAUGAAGUUGUUGGAACUAAAGAUGACGAUACACUGGACAGCCAAUCCAUGGAUGAGAUAAAAAAGGAGAGUAAUAUGUUUUGGAAAGAAAGAUUUGAAAAGUCCAAACAAUUGAAAUUGUGGAUAUUGGAGAAUUUGAACAGUUUUAUCAUUGUUAAGGGACCACAAGGUUCAGGUAAGGAGGAAUUUGUUUUGGAUCAUACAUUGGCUCCUGAUGAUCGAUUGAAUAAUAAGAUCUUGGUGAUUGAAUGUGAUAAAUUGAGUAAGGCAAGAUCAGAGAAUAGUUUGAUUGGAAGUACUGCUUCUCAAUUGGGAUAUUUCCCUGUUUUCACAUGGACAAAUUCAAUUUCCCAAUUUGUCGAUUUGGCAGUGCAAGGGUUGACGGGACAGAAAUCGGGUUUGAGUGAGAGUAAGGAGACCCAGAUUAAGAAUAUGUUUUCAUUGGCUACUCAAUCAAUCAGACAUAUAUGUGAAACUGAUUACCAGAAAUAUGUUAAAAGUGUUGAAAGAAGGAAUAAGAAGUUGAAAGAUGAUGAAAAGAUUGAGCUUUUGAGACAAGAGGAUUUCUUAUCACAACAUCCAGAGUCAAAACCAAUUAUUGUGGUUAAUAAAUUUUCCAGAAGAGCCGAUGUUCAUCUGAAUGACUUCAUAUAUCCAUUGAUUGCUGAAUGGGCAUCAGGAUUAAUACAAAAUAAUAUUGCUCAUGUUAUCUUCCUUACGGCUGAUGUUGGCUCGUUACACCAUUUGAAUGAAGCUUUACCUAACCAAGUGUUUAAAGAUAUUUCAUUAAGUGAUGCAUCAAUGACGAGUUCGAAACAAUAUGUGUGUGAUGUACUCAAUGUCAAAGAUAAUUCUGCAUUGAGCAGUUGUUUAGAACCAUUAGGUGGAAGAAUGUUAGACUUACAAGCAUUUAUACGUCGUGUUAAAUCAGGCGAGGAUCCCGAAAAUGCAGUGACGGAAAUGAUUACUCAAGCUGCUGAGUUAAUCACGACAUUCUUUUUAAGUAGUCAAAAAGUGGAUAAUGGUGAUAAUAAUUGGAAUUCAGCUCAAGUUUGGCUUAUUAUGAAAUUAUUGCUGAAAAAGGAAGCUGUUACUUACAAUGAUUUGAUUAAACUGCCAUUAUUUAAAUCAUCAAAGGAAACAAUGGAUACAUUGACAACAUUGGAAAAAUUUGAUUUGAUUUCAUUGAAAAGAGAUAAGGGAGUAUUGAAUAAGAUUACCACCGGUAGACCAUUGUUUAAAGCUGCUUUUGAAAAUAUAAUUGGAGAUUUAAGAAUUUGGAAAUUAUAUGAAACUGAUUAUUUAACCAAUUUGAUUAAUUUAGAAGUGACCAAAAUUCAAAAAUUGGAGACUGAAUUGAGUGGAAUUUAUAAGAUUAAUAAUAAACUAGAUGGUCGUAUUGAUUAUUUGUCUAAAAAGAUUGAAGCUUCAAAUAAAAAGAUUGUUGAUUAUGAAAAGGAAAUUGCUGAUAUUGCAUCUUAUCAAGGUGAUGCUAAAUCUCGAUCAUUUUUGGGAAUAUUUUAA